Messenger RNA from Alosa alosa (allis shad), 3659 nucleotides. It is a transcript of the gene oprm1, whose product is annotated as opioid receptor, mu 1. Gene Ontology annotation, cellular component: neuron projection; membrane. Gene Ontology annotation, biological process: G protein-coupled opioid receptor signaling pathway; sensory perception of pain; neuropeptide signaling pathway. The record is from RefSeq and is a predicted model, not a curated record. NCBI's taxonomy places the organism in Eukaryota, Metazoa, Chordata, Actinopteri, Clupeiformes, Clupeidae. Gene Ontology annotation, molecular function: neuropeptide binding; G-protein beta-subunit binding; morphine receptor activity.
UAGCUUGAUAUAAUGAACACGCGCUCAGAGUGUUCCGUUUGAACUGUAUGAUUGCCAAAUGUCGAGAUAGAGCCUCUCACGCGACCCGUUUUCUUUUUUUCUGGACAGACUCCUUACCGUAUUUCAAGGUAGUUGACUGUGGCAGAUCGUUGCUGAACCGCACGCUAUACUCAGGGUUCCGUGCUAAGGUUUCGGGCAGGUAGAAGCUAUACGGUGCAUUCCAGAAAGUGGUGAACAGUGCCGUGCCGUGCGCCUUGCCUGCAGUGCGUGUAUUCGGAGCGCAGAAAAGAUACACUCGUGUAAGAAAUGGCCGGGGCAGGAAACGGCUCUGACUUUGGGUACCAGUACUCCAACUCUGCGUUGCUGAACAACAGUGUAUACUGUUUGAACUUGAGUGAUAACCUGACUCAACUGGACGCCAAUAAUUCGAGAUGUGACCCGCCAGUGCAGGAUAAAGGUUCGACGCCCGUGGUCAUCGCCAUCAUCAUCACCGCGGUUUACUCUAUCGUUUGCGUGGUGGGGGUGGUCGGCAAUGUCCUGGUCAUGUAUGUGAUUAUAAGAUACACCAAAAUGAAAACGGCCACCAAUAUCUACAUAUUUAACUUGGCGCUAGCAGAUGCACUGGUCACAAGUACACUGCCCUUCCAGAGUGUCAACUAUCUGAUGGGCACCUGGCCUUUCGGGGACAUUCUGUGUAAGAUCGUCAUGUCCAUAGACUACUACAACAUGUUCACCAGCAUCUUCACCCUCACCACCAUGAGUGUCGACCGCUACAUUGCCGUGUGCCACCCAGUCAAGGCCUUGGACUUCAGGACGCCGCGCAACGCCAAGAUUGUCAAUGUGUACAACUGGAUCUUGUCCUCGGCCAUCGGGAUCCCCGUCAUGAUCUUAGCCUCCACUGUUGUUGACGAAAGGGGGUACAACACUCCUGCUCCCAUCGUUGACUGCAACCUUAAGUUCCCCCACCCGUCCUGGUACUGGGAGAACCUGGUGAAGAUCUGCGUCUUCAUCUUCGCCUUCGUCAUGCCCGUCCUCAUCAUCACGGUGUGCUACGGCCUGAUGAUCCUGCGGCUGAAGAGCGUGCGCAUGCUGUCGGGCUCCAAGGAGAAGGACCGCAACCUGCGGCGCAUCACGCGCAUGGUUCUCGUGGUGGUGGCCGUCUUCAUCAUCUGCUGGACGCCCAUCCACAUCUUCGUCAUCAUCAUAGCGCUGGUGGCCAUCCCGCCGUCGCUGCUGCAGACGGUCACCUGGCACUUCUGCAUCGCGCUGGGCUACACCAACAGCUGCCUCAACCCCGUGCUCUAUGCCUUCCUGGACGAGAACUUCAAGCGCUGCUUCCGCGAGUUCUGCAUCCCGACCCCGUCGGUGCUGGAUCUGCAGAACUCGUCGCGAACGCGGAACCCACCAGGGGGGCGUGAUGGCCAGUCCACGGGCCAGACAGUGGUCCGGAGCAACCAGCAGGUAUGACUAGCCGUGGAGACGUCGUCGGUGGAGGUGUGCGGGCAGCCCAGUGACGACAUGAAUUCCGAGCUCACGCUGGAGACCACAGGGCUGUAAGCCCUAAACUUGCGUGGUGAUCUGUUUCACACACACACACCAUGCACACACACACACACACCAUGCACAUGCACACACACACACCCCAUGCACACACAUGCAUAUUCAAAAAGAGCAUACACAUAGAGAGCCAUGCCAAUCGAAAUGGUGAUACAAGCUUUGGCUGCAGUCAGCUUGCAAGCCCAGUAAGGCUUGCCCUUCGCUUUUUUCCAUUUAAUGUACUAAUACAGUAUGGUUUUAGUAAAUGUCAUGUGUUGUUCGGGGAAAGGAAUUCAUGUUUCAACUUUCACAAAGAGUCUUGGAAGUCAUUACAAAAAGCUAUGUGCUGUCUGCUAUAUAUGUUCUGCAGAAUGUAUGGUUUGGUAUUGUCUGUAAUUUGUGUUUACAGAGGUUGUUUGUUUGCUUUUUAAAUGCUCUUCCGUUUUGUAAAGUGGAUCUUUGGCCUUUUUGUUCUAGGUAGUUACCAGUGCAAAGACUAACAAACUAUUUCUUCAACAUGUGCCAUUGAAUAUUGUUGUAUACUGAAACUACAUUCAAUUUAUAUAAUAUAUUGAAUAUUUAUAAAAUAAAGAUGAACAGUUCAACUUCAGCCUUGAAAGCCUUUAAAAUGGCAUGUGUAAAUAGUUCAGUUAGUUUCAUGUAAAUAGUAUGUUUUAUAUAUUUGAAAUACUACACAAUGCUUUGGAUGGUUUAAUUAAGCUCGUAUUUGAAAUUGAAAUGUAGUAAUGUACCCAUUUUCAAAAUGUCGGCAGUCUUAAAUAACAGCACGCAUUGUUUGUGGACUCCAAAGGAUUCCGGUGACAAUUGUGUCAGAGCUUUGUGACACAGCGAUCGAUGCUUGUCAUGUUUCAGUGGUGCCGUGCGUUUGUUGCACUGUGGACAUGCUGUCAUUGUGCUAUUGAAAUGAUAGAAAUGUUAGUCAAAGACAUUUGUUCUUGUGUAAUGAAUCAUGUUACACCACUUAUUUUUCAAUAUGCAUGAAUCCAAAUGUUACAUUUUGAUGUGAUAAUAAUCACAGUUGAUCAAUGAGUAUCAUUGUACAUGAUAAAUUAUGGCUUUGAAUGUUUUUAUACGAAAUAAGUACUUAAAUAAAUCCAUCUCAGUAUACUGAACAUACUGCGUUUAUGUUGCAUUUGGGGUAUACUACUUUGUCUGGAAUGUUAACAAUAUGAGUGAGUGACGUGAUGACAUUUUAUAACUAGGUGGAAUCUAAUCUCAUUAAUCUUCCUGUCACUCUUUGAUGAGCCCAGAGAUAAAAUGAAGCACCACUGCUUAUAUGUAUCCUAGUGUGGUGGAUUUUGGGGAGAACUCAGAGUUGUCCUUUUUCUGCUUCAAAGCGACAAGACGCCACUGACAAUCCAAAUACCACUGAGAGGCAUUAAACAUUCAUUACACAACUGAGAGGUGUUCACUUUACCACUGAGAGGAAAAUGGUGGCUUUCCCCUUUAAACAGCCACCGUUGAUAACAACUGACUCUAAGAUAAAGAGGGGAUUUGCUGCUUCCCCGCCACAUCUGGGCCACGCCAUCACAGGCUGGCGUCGGUCUCUCCUCAGAGCGCUCCUGGCAGCUACAUCUGCAGGGGCGGCUGGCUGGCUCCUUUAUUACCAGAUUCUUUAUUAGGGGGCAUCUCGGCUGGCUGAGCCCCAGUAAUUUGAUUUCGUCAUACGCUGAAAAUCAAAUAAUCGUCCUCAUUGUACAGUGUUUGUAACCCCACUUCCCACAAGCUCCUUUGCAGGAACUGUUCCAGAUAAAAGGUGGCUGGGGGACUUGCUUGAGGGAAAUUAAAGGGGAGACAGCCGAGGUGUUUGGAACCACUGCAACUUUUGUGUGUGUGUAAGACCCUUUGUGCACCUCUGCACUACUGGCUGUAGGCUAUGCUAUAUUUUAUGCAUACCUGUGGAUGUGUCUCUACAGCCAUCAUUUCCCUGAUGUGACCUCGGCAGACAAGUUUCUUUCUCUGCCACAUUCUUAUCAGCCUGUUAGGCAAACUCUACAGAACUGACUGCAUGAGUGCCACUUUGCCACACUCAUGUUAGCAGUGUUAAUUAAAUGUGCCACAUUUGCCCUUUCAGUAUCCUCAUAGGGUUGAUGAAGAUGGUG